AACAGUUAAACAGGUGCUAUGCGUCAUCCGCCAUAACGUUGAUCUAAAAAUUGUGAAAGUACGCUUUCUUACUACAAAUAAACUUUAUAUCACUGUGAAAUUGUUAGUAAAACGUGUGUUAUAUGUGUAAUUAAACAUGAGUGAGUGGUACAGAAUGAAGAAUGGAUUUAAUAACAAGCACAACUCUUCGGAGUUGUCGGUUGAAACUUCUUGUGAUAUGUCAGACACUUUUCAUUUAUUUUCCGACAAUCUGAGCCCCAUACCGGCUUCUAUAGUGCCUAGAAAGUUAGACUUUAGCACUUUAAAUGACGAUGAUGGCAUAAGGGAUGCUUCACCAGCGCCAGCGUCACUGAGCCCUCCGUACAAACGGGUCAGAGCCCUCAGAUUAUUUGACAGUCCGCAAAUACCUAAAAGCGUAUUAGAGAAAUGUUCAACCCCAACACACCAUCCGCCGAGAUCAAGACUCUUCCCGCCCAAAUUAAACGCUCCAUCUGGCAUGCCGUCGGGCUCGAGCCAUCACCUUCACCCUCCGUCAGCGGACGAGGACAGCGCGCUGGGCAGCCUGCCGCCCGACGACGCGGACGACUCCCGCCUCGCGCAGCACCGGCCCGUCGCCAACAUCAACCCCUUUACGCCGGACGGGCAAGCUCUUAACAAAAAGAAGCGUGCACUGUCCAAAACGCCUACGUGGGACGCGACGCCUGAACAGCCGGCAAAGAGGCUUAGGGAGUCGAACAUCUCCCGGUACAACGUGGAGUUCGUGGAGCAGUGCGUGGUGGGGCGCGGGCAGUUCGGGCGCGUGACCAAGUGCGUGAACAAGCUGGACGGCUGCGUGUACGCGCUCAAGCGGUCGCUGCGGCCCGUGGCCGGCUGCACGGCCGAGCACGCCGCGCUCAAGGAGGUCUACGCGCACGCCGCGCUCGGCAAGCACCCGCACGUCGUCAGAUAUUACUCAGCAUGGGCGGAGGACGACCACAUGAUAAUACAGAACGAGUACUGCGACGGAGGGUCACUACAACAGAAAAUGGAGAACGGCCCGUUAUCUGAGAGCGAAUUAUUAUUGCUGCUUGCACACAUCUCCGAUGGACUGGCGUACAUCCACUCGCAGCGGCUGGUGCACAUGGACGUGAAGCCGGGCAACAUCUUCGUGUGCAGCGGCGAGGGCGAGCGGCCCGCGGACUCGGACGACGGCUACGACGACGACGACCCGCCACAGCCGCACUACACCUACAAGAUAGGCGACCUGGGUCACGUGACAUUCGUGUCCUCCCCAUCGGUGGAGGAGGGCGACUGCCGCUACCUGCCCAAGGAGGUGCUACACGAGGACUUCACGGACCUCACGAAGGCGGACAUCUUCGCUUUUGGAUUAACAUUAUUCGAAGCAGGCGGCGGUGGCUCGCUGCCCAAGAACGGGCAGCUGUGGCACGACUACAGGGACGGGAAGCUGCCGGAGUUGCCCAACUUGUCCAGGGAGUUCAACCAGCUGCUCAGGGAAAUGGUCGACCCUGAUCCGGCGGCGCGGCCGUCAGCGGCGCGGCUGCGCAAGCACCCGCUGCUGAAGAACAAGAGCAAGGCGCAGCUGCGGCGGGAGCUCGCCGCCGCCAAGAUGCAGAACGAGGUGCUCGCCAAGAAGCUGCACAACGCCGCCAGUUGUAUAAAAUCAUUGACACCGAACUAUGUCGCGAACCAAGAGUCGGCCAAGUUCAGGACGCGCUCGGCCAAGCGGCUGCAGAAGCCGCGGACGGACGUGCAGCUCACGGAGCCGGUGCAGGUCGCGUCCACCAGACGGAUGGACAGGAAGUCGAGACAGACGAGUGUCAGAGAUCGUAGAAUCAAGAAUCUUUGAGGGCCAUUAAUAAUGAAGCAUUAUAUUCGUAAGAACGACGUAAAACGACGCCUCACCUGGACAAAGUAUAAAUAAUAUUCAUACAAAUAUUUCAAAAGACAACACCAUAACCAUGGGUGUUCACCACCAUCAAGUUGAUGUAAUGUAAUCGAUAUUACAUUAGCAUAUUUCUCAGUCAUGUAACAUUGUUAUAUGUUGUUGUAAUGAUGUAACACGAUGCCAAUGCUCACAGUAAAUACUCAGCCCAAGACACGAACCGUCUUUUAAUAAAAAAAAAAAACAUUGUUCUGUUACUUUUUAACAAAUGGAAAAAUAACGUAAAAGAAAAAGAAAAAAAAACACCUCAAUAACGAAUUUAGGUUUUUUGAUGUAUAAUUUUGUUUUAUAAAUAAGGGCCAAAUUGUUUGACCGUUUCUCUUGCAUGCUUGUGUCCCAAUAAGCAUGCUUAUGAGUGUGGCAAUGAAUGGUAAAUAUGCCAGUAUUAAAAAUAAUUGAUUGUGUUCCCAAAAUGAAUAAUAAUUCUGUAUUAAAAUUAUAAAAUUGUAAUAAAUAUAUAAUAAUGAUACACCUUCAAAUAGAAGUAUGCAUAAGUGAAUAAGUUGCAUUAUGUAUGUUUUUAUAAUAGCAUAUUGGUGUAAAGCACUAUUCACACGUUUCUGGGUUAGCAAUUUCUGUGCUCCAGGUUAUUGAUCUGAUUCAAUAUAUCUUCAGAGACAGAUAAAUCAUAAUUAUCAUUUCAGUUUUCCUCACAGUAUAUUCUGUAAUGUCUGUGAUGCUAAUCACGUGUAUAGGCGACGGUUACCACUUUCCAUCAGGGCCGUCAGCUUGUUUGCCAUUCUAAGUUGCAUAAAAAAAGGCCUUUAAUUGUUCAUUGCUGAACCUAUGUCUUCUUCAUACACCCCUAUAAGGAACAGUCCUGAACUACUUGCAUCCACGGAUUCCCCAGUCUUUUUUUAGAUUGUCACACCAUCUAGUGGUAGAACAGAGAAUUCAGUGUUUGUUUAACCCAUCACAUAUCAGGAUAUUCUUGUUUAAUGCAAAACAAACGCAUUCAUUUAUUAGAUUACAUAGAAUGGCCUUUCCCCUGACGUGUUCCUUUCGUCCGGUAACAUUGGAUUCUUUACACGUACCGUGAAAAAGUACUGCUCGCUCAGAAUAUGUCGUCUUAUUAAAAAAAAAAUACCCACAAAUGAUAAACUGACUAUUAAUUAAUAAAGCGGCAAAAGAACAAUAUGACGUACGAAAAACAUUAAAAAAAAAAAGAAUUUGAAUAUAAAAAAAGAUAUAAUAAAAGGUUUGUUUCAUGAAUUCCGUCUCAUUCACACCGCAACCCGGCAUACUAAAUCCAGAUGACUUGGCAGGCGUCUAGAUGUGCGUACCGCAAAACUGUAAUCCAAUUCAUACAAAAUAACGCAAGCCACCUUUCACCCCAUUCCUGACGAACACUUAUGAAGCCCGUACCCGGAAAUGUGUGAACAGCGCCUAAUUCUAAUUCGUCGACACAUAAGUUGAUCCAUCUGAGUAUUCGUUUGCAAAAAAAAAACGGUUAUUUUUUAAACAGUUUUUACCUUUUUUUUUAGAAAGUGUUACAAGAUAUCGUUCAAAUGGAGUCACUGAAUUUCGUAAUAUCUAUUUUUUUUGGUUCAACGAAUGACAUGUAUUUUUUUUUUUUGUUCUAUUCAAUGAAUGACAUUAGGGUUGACUAUCUCGCCCUGUGUGCGCUUUUGUAAUUUAUCUUAACACGACACGAUAUUGUAUGAUUCUACCGUUGCGAUAUAAUAGCAGAGCAAGAUGUAUGUGAAUUUUUUUGGUGACGUUUUUAUAGCGUACACACCAUGGUGUCGUGGUGGGAAUUUAAUUAUGAAAGCGCUCAUUUUGCACCAUGAUUUUGAUACGUCGUCCGCCGCUCGUGGGUUUGGACGUGAUUAGAUAUGUACUGUGUUCGUGGUCGAUGAAGCGACGUCAUCGCGACCUGUGACGUCACGCCGUAAUGACGUCACCUAGGGACGUAACUUGACUCGAAUGAUUAGGUACAAUCGAACUUGAGAUAUUUGGAUUUACAAUACAAUGAUAUUUUAAUAAUAAAUCUUUUUAUAUAAAGAAAUGGUAAAUUAGAAAUGUUUUCCUUAAAUUAGAUAUAGUUUUUAAAAUUGUAAUUGUUACAAAAUAUAAUUAUGUAUACAGUGAUAUAUUUCAAUAUAUAUAUAUAUAUAUAUAUAUAUAUAUAUAUAUAUAUAUAUAUUUCUGUAUGAUACCUACAUUAAUUUCGAACGGGUUUUUUUUAUUUAGAGUUUUCGCAUUGUACAAUUUAAUUUAUUCGUUAUUAUGCUAAUAUAUAGAUACCGUAACUGUAAUAUAUAUAUUUUGGUAUAUAUUAAACAAUUUUAAUGGUGGCAACACUAUAAAUUUAUUAUUAAAAUAUCAUUGCCAUAUGUAUUGUUGACGUUCAAAGACAAAAUACCAGUAAUACAACCUAAAUAUAUGUCGCAAGUGCCUUGACUGUAAUAUUAGAAGUGAAACUAUGUGAUCUGUUGUGCUUUUUCGAAUUUACUUGUAAAAUAAAAACUCUAGUGUAGCGUUAUAUUGUAAUUUUUAUUAUUAAUUAUAGUAGAAACUGUCCUAUAAAAUCUUCCAUUUCUCUCGAUGUGAUAUUUGCUCGGUUUAGUUAUAAUAUUCUAUGUGUGCGUGACAGUUGCUUAUAUAAAUGCAAUAAUAGUUUAUGUACUGAUACUGCUUAGUAGUUUGUAUUCACACAAAUUCAUUAUUUUAUAUUGUUAAACAUUUUUUUUUUAAAAAAGCAACAGCUGAUUUUCUUGCCCUGUUCUUGUCGGAUGAAUUUGCGUUCCAAAUGGGCGGUAAUGAAAGAAUUGAAUAUUGAAAAAUGCUUAAAUCUAAGUUUAUUUGAAUAAAAAUAUGUCGUAUCUUUCUUUCUUUCAUACUUAGUAUCAGUCACGCCUGUCGCCCAUUGGUGUAGGCAGAAACUAGGGUAGUUAUAACACAUUGUCGAAUAUUGGUGGUUCGAUCUUCCCUUGACCGUGGACAUCUCGAAUAUAGAAUAUAACACGAUAAAAAUCAUUUAAAUUGUAGUAAACUGCGAAAAUUUUGAAUAGUCCGUUGUUUAUGUAUAUACCGCCCAAUUGGGAUGCAAUUUCAGUCGAGAUAUAAUAAUUAUUUGUACCAAACAUUCCAAUUAAAUGAAUCGAUAAUCCAUAGAUAUAUUUGUCAGCUGGCGUAAAUAAAAAAAAAAAUAGAUUAAUUCAAAAAUAAAUAGAUUAAUUUAUAGACUUUUUGUUACAAUUAAUAAGUUAAAGAUGAUAUUUCUUGCGCCUUUUUAAGCAAUUGUCAUGCAUAUAAAUUAUAUUUAGGCAGCUUUUAUAUAUAGGUAAUAAUUUAAAAUUACUGUUGUAAGGUCAAGCGUGAUCCUUGUCUUAUCGCUUCGAAAUACUUGUUAGAUAUGUUUAUAGGAUAUUUCAUAAAGGUACGUUUAAUUCAAUUAAUUAGAUGAUAAAAAACAUAAAAUUUUGAGUGUAAAGACAAACUGGCCUUAGCUUCUCAUAUUACCUGUAAGCUUUCACCUACAAUAAGUUUAAGUCAAUUAUAUCAUUUAUUUAGUUUAUGAUAAAAUGGUAUUUUACUAAAAUUAUUAAUUAAAUAAUUAAGAGGUUAGUUUAUAAAAUAGGCGCCUCAGAAUCAAUCCCAGUGAUAAAAAUACUUCAAAAGUGACUUAAUUUCAUUUAUUCCCCCUGAAUAUACAUAUAAACAUUUACUUUUAAACAUUCUGCAUUCGACAGUGUAACUUUACAAAACAAAUUAACCAGUGAUUAAAUUUUAGUAACACGCAACUGCGAUGUGGUCAUCCUAACAUUAUCCACUUUUUUUGAAUUCAUAUUUGACUAAUUCCAAAUUCAUUUUCACUAUUUUCAUACUUUAAAAAAAUAAGAAGCCGUCGUCUACAACGAAGUCUACCUACACAAAAUAUUCUGCAGAGGGCGCUACCGUGGAAGGGUCGUCGUGCCCUUGUUUUUGGCAUACCGCUUCUGAAAUAUCAAUAAAAAUAAAAAUAUAUAUUCUAUCAUAAUUCUGUGCAUUUAUUUUAAUCAAUGUAAUUUUUUUUUUUUAUAUAUAUAAAAGCAAUGUUGACUUUUAUAUGUAAUUCAAAUUAAUAUAAAUUUAUUUUAUUAUUACAAUCGGCUACUAGGCAUUUUUAAUAUCGUUAUAAUGCUCGGAUCACACUUGGCUUUCUUUUAUAUUUAGUAAUAAAUAUAUCUAAUAUUUAUAAUAAUAAAAAUAAGUGUAAAAAUUGAAUAUUAUUAGUUGUUAAGUGAAAUGGAAUAGUGAGCGAUUGUGUGUCUGUAGCAUCAAUGUCAACAACAAACUUGAACGUUUGAAUGUUGCAACAACAAAAUGUAACAACAAUUGAACGUUCAAACAACAUUUCGUUUGUCAUUACUAAUUUGUAAUUGUAAUAAGAUGAGAUUAAUUGUUGAUAUUUAUGUUACGGGUGUAAUUGUUUUUUUUUUUUUUUUAAUUUUGUCGUUUUUCAUUAUAAUCACUUUAUUUUAAGACAUUAUUUCAAAAUCAUUCAAUGGACAUGUAAAAAAAAUCGGCAGAAUGUUCUGUGAAUAGUAAAGCUUACGUUAAUCCAUACGAAGACAGAACGAGAUAUUUUAUGAUUCAUAUUUACACUUUGAUCUACCUUCAUAUUUAGUUUAAUGUAAUUAUUAAAUACAUUUUAAAAUAAUGUCUUACAUGAAUUGCUUAUAAUGAAAUGCCACAAAAUUGACUCGAGAUCGUGAUAAUGUCACCCUUACGUCUCUUAAUAAUUAAAUAUAUGGUCAAUGUGGGAGACAACCCUAACUAUAUUGUAUGUAUGUAAAACUUGUUAGUAAAUAAGCCUUUUAUAAAUGUAUAUCAGUUAUUUGUAAUUAAUAUUUAUGUCACCCUGUGGAUAUCCCAGUGUGAAACUUGAAAAUUCGAAACAGUGUAAAAUAGUCUUUAAUGUAAUGUGAAUAGAAAAUAAUAUACUUUGACGGUGGAUGAUUUUGAUUAUAAAUAUAAUAAAAAACUAUUGGAUUUUUUUUUUUUUAUUAUAGUCUAUGAUUCGCGAUACAGAAUUGUCUCUGGACAAUUUUUUAUUUUUUUUAAAUGUGCUCACCUCAUACACGCUUCAGUUCACAGAUAAAAGUUUGUGUUUCAAAUCUAUGCAACCAUUUAAUCGGAUUUGUAAAUUUAACUUUAUUAAUUAGUCUAGAUAAUACUGUAGACAGUGAUGUUUUAUAAAUAGUAUGAUUAUUUUUUAAUGUUGGUAUUUCUAAAGGAUUGCAUAAAUUCAUUUUCCUGUUUCAUCAAUAUGAAGACAGUGUCGACUCUUUAACGCAGCGAUCACUUGUUCAGUAGGUUAUCUGUUAUUGUACGGGAAUCCACAGAGUACAUUACGUGCUAUAGUUUUUAUUAUUUAUCCAAUACGCUCACAUGGUGAGUGUACACAUUAACUCUAGUGUUACGAUCUCAUCGCGUUAUUAAUAAUUCUAUAUUGAACGGUUGAUUUUUAUUAUCAGUUUUGACCGCGGCGGGUUUCGGGCAAUGUCCGAACACAAUUGGCAAUGUGUGAAAUUGUUUUUGAUUAGUCAAUUCUGGUCAUUAGUUCGCUGUUUGUAUAUGAUUUGGAUUGUUUUAAAAACAUUAUUAUUUUUAUUGUUAAUACAUUGUAAUAACGUAUUUGCAUUUGUGUAUUUCUUUAUAUAUUACUGUAAUUAAGUGAUCAUAAUCGUCUUUUUAUUUUUGUAUUUAAUAUUUUUUUUUUGUGUAAUUGUAUAGCUUUCGAAAUUAUUAAUAACUUUUUUCUUUUAAUUUAAUGCCUGAUUCCCGUCAAAGAUGGCACAUGGAAAUGUAAUGCACGGUAUAGCAUGGUAUAUGGGCAUUAUGAAUAAUGCCCAAUUAAUGUAAGUAAUAUCCGGUGAAUGUUGAUACACCACGUUUGCUUGACCAAAGUUGGUAGAUGGAAGUUGUGAAUAGGAUGUUUGAAUAUUGCUUAUUAUAAUGAAUAUUGAAAUAAAUGCUUGUUUCCAUUA
This is a messenger RNA of Galleria mellonella (greater wax moth), 7917 nucleotides long. RefSeq names its product wee1-like protein kinase. Gene Ontology annotation, cellular component: nucleus. Bases 137 to 1846 code for a protein of 569 amino acids. The transcript has 12 exons. Lineage: Eukaryota; Metazoa; Arthropoda; Insecta; Lepidoptera; Pyralidae. Gene Ontology annotation, molecular function: ATP binding; magnesium ion binding; non-membrane spanning protein tyrosine kinase activity. Gene Ontology annotation, biological process: protein phosphorylation; mitotic cell cycle. The record is from RefSeq and is a predicted model, not a curated record.